Annulohypoxylon truncatum is the source of this 1693-nucleotide messenger RNA. RefSeq names its product Zip-domain-containing protein. Gene Ontology annotation, molecular function: zinc ion transmembrane transporter activity. The coding region runs from base 120 to 1580 and encodes 486 amino acids. The transcript has 7 exons. The record is from RefSeq and is a predicted model, not a curated record. Gene Ontology annotation, biological process: zinc ion transmembrane transport. NCBI's taxonomy places the organism in Eukaryota, Fungi, Ascomycota, Sordariomycetes, Xylariales, Hypoxylaceae. Gene Ontology annotation, cellular component: plasma membrane.
UUAUGAUGUUAGGUGCUUCCUCGACAACUUCAUCGAAAGGGUAGUUACGACUUUAAUACCUAAAAUCUACUUCACAAGUGAAUUUAUCCGGAAGUUGCAUUGGAUUGGACUCGGUCAAAAUGUUUUACCUGCCGAAUCGAUUAGCCGCAGCGUCGUUCGUACUCUUUUCUUCAUCCCAUAUAAUACUUUAUGUUAUGGCAUCGCAUGUUUCUCCGAGACAUAGGCAACAAGCUCCAAUGGUUACGGGCCAUUCGUAUGCUAUACUCCCUCGAGCGACUGAGACUUUCACCGCCGUGUCCGACUGCCAUCAACAUGAAGCUUCAGUCUUCUGUCUCCAUGGCACAACGGAGCUUCAGGUAGUGGUACCCACAACGACAACAGCCGAAAUUCCACCCAGUUAUACUGGCUGUCAUGGACAUGAUGAUGAGUACUUUUGUGUUGCGCCAGACGGCUCUGAUGUCCAAGUCAUCGGGUUUAACAGUGGAAGUUCGACUGGGGUUGAUUCAGAGGAAGGAAGUACCAAUAAUGGAAGCGGAGGCCAAAAUUGUCACUUUCAUGCCGGCGUCGAACAUUGUACCGAUACUGAAAACGAACAGAGCCAAAGUAUUGAGGAAAAGUGCUCGCGACGUGAUCGCGAAUACAAUGUGCCCCUCAGAAUUGGCCUUCUUUUCGUUAUUCUCGUAACAAGUUUCAUCGGGGUUGCCGGGCCAAUCUUUCUGAAGCCCGUUUUACCACGGAAGUUCCAAACAGUCUUUAUAGUUCUAAAGCAAUUCGGCACUGGAGUCGUCAUAGCAACAGCAUUUGUUCACCUCCUUACCCACGCACAAUUGAUGUUCAGCAAUGAAUGUAUUGGCGAACUUCAGUAUGAAGGAACGACGGCCGCAAUUGUUAUGGCAGGUUUGUUCCUUGCAUUCACGGUAGAGACUAUCAGUCAUCGUCUAGCCCGAAAAUUCUGGACAAGAAGUCGGUAUAACGAUGAAGUAGUCGGUGUUGCGGUACUAGAGGCUGGUAUCAUAUUCCAUUCUCUCCUAAUCGGUGUGACUCUAGUGGUUUCAGGGGAUAGCUUCUUCAUUACGCUCUUUGUGGUCAUCCUCUUCCACCAGAUGUUCGAAGGUAUUGCUCUUGGAACUCGUAUCGCCUCUGUUGGCCACCACAUUAGAGACGAAACGCGAAACGCCGACCACACUCCACCAGUUAUAACCGAAUUCCUAUCUGAUCGAGGGCCGAAACCCACGAGCACUCCGGACUCAGUAGAAGAGAACAAGAACUGGAAAUCGCUUUCUAUGCCUAAGAAACUGCUCAUGGCAGUUCCUUUUGCUUUGAUUACCCCGAUUGGUAUGGCAAUCGGUAUCGGCGUGCUGAGGCAAUUCAAUGGAAACGACCCUAGCACGUUGAUCGCUCUUGGCACGCUCGACGCGUUGUCUGCAGGCAUACUCAUCUGGGUUGGCGUGGUAGAGAUGUGGGCGGGGGAUUGGAUGUUUGGCGAGUUAGCAAAUGCAAGCUUUGCAGAGACCAGUCUCGCGGGCUUCGGGCUGAUAGGAGGCCUGGUACUCAUGUGCUUAUUGGGAAAAUGGGCGUGAAUGGGCCGUCGCCAUGCCGUAUGCCUCUAGUAGUAGAGGCGUAUUGGCCUUUACGUCUAGUGGAUAGUAUAACGCCUCAUUAUGAUUAGAGACAUUAAUUAUCAUGAAUUAUA